Molecule: messenger RNA, 1773 nt
Organism: Sceloporus undulatus (fence lizard)
Lineage: Eukaryota; Metazoa; Chordata; Lepidosauria; Squamata; Phrynosomatidae
Gene: LNPK
Product: lunapark, ER junction formation factor
Exons: 9
Coding region: 113-1003 (296 amino acids)
Biological process (GO): endoplasmic reticulum tubular network organization
Cellular component (GO): endoplasmic reticulum tubular network
Source: RefSeq, a predicted model, not a curated record
AAUUUGGUCUAUAAGAACACUUCUUAUCUUCUUCUUUUCGAAAAGAACAGAAAGAAAUAAUGAAGCCUUGGAAGACCUAAAAUCCCAGAAGAAAAAAAUACUUGAGGAAGUAAUGGAAAAAGAAACAUAUAAGGCCGCUAAGCUAAUCCUUGAAAGGUUUGAUCCGGAAGCCAAGAAGGCAAAGGAUGUUGAACCGCCAUCUGCUGGAGCAUCUGCAGUUGCAAGACCUGGCCAAGAACUUCGUCAUCGGACCCCAGUGCGAGGGAACGUGUCACCACCUCUUCCAGGUACACCAAAGCAGGGCUCUCCCAAAGCUUCAAGUCCAGUGCCAGUGUCUCCUGGCUUGCAGAGAGAGAUUUCGGCGCCUGGUGGACCUCCAGAGAGAACUCCAGCAUCCGUCUCACAGCCAAAUGUGCUACCCAGACAUCCGGGGUCCCGUGCUACUUCAAUGCCUGGAAUGGGUCUUCAUCCUCCAGGACCUCCUUUGGCAAGACCUAUUCUUCCAAGAGAGAGAGGAGCAUUAGAUAGAAUUGUUGAAUAUUUAGUUGGAGAUGGUCCACAAAACAGAUAUGCACUGAUUUGCCAGCAGUGUUUCUCACACAAUGGGAUGGCUUUGAAGGAGGAAUUUGAAUAUAUUGCGUUUAGAUGUGCCUAUUGCUUUUUCCUGAACCCUGCAAGAAAAACCAGACCUCAAGCUCCACGACUUCUGGAUUUCGGUGCUGAAAAGAAGCAGUCUGCUGAAAGUGAGAUCACGACUGAAUCACUGCAGUCAGAGGAAGAAAAGUUACAGGACACUCAAAUAGCUGAAGAACGUUUAGAUGAAAGCAUCCCACUUACUGAAGAAGAUGUGGAAAAUGUUCAAGCUCUGAUUAUUGAAGAACACAGUGUUGAUGUAGCUGAAGCAGCAGAGAGAGAACAACCAACUACUGAAACCAAAACUGGAGUUACAAACUUGACACCUGUUCCAGAUGACCAAAGGGAAGAACCUAUAGUGGAAGAAUAAGUGCCUGAUUAUUUUUUAGCAAUAUUCUUUCAGUUGUUACUUUUUCAGGUGGGUUGCUUUCAGACAAGGUUAUGUCCACACUCUCAUGAGCUACGACUGCCACUCCCACUGUUAAGUUAAAGCUAUGUGCACAACAAGUAUUGCAUAGCAAGACUGUGUUUGCUUUGGUGAUGACCUAAAACACUUCAGAAUGUGCAGCUAUCAAGCAAAGUUAUCCUUACCUUUUGUUUUGGAAACUUUAAAAAAAAUGUAAACAUGCUUAACAGUAUAUUUUCCAAAGGUGCGAUCUAAAAUGUAGUAUUAUUUGGUCAUUGAACAAAUGAGUGCUGCAAAUCACUCAAAGGUGUAUAAUUAAUUCUUGGUUUGGUAAACAUUUAGGUUUUUUGUUGUUGUUGUAAUAUUUAGGUAUUAAAUACAUUUUAAGUAUCUAGACGUUUACAGGAGAAAAUGAGCUUAGGUAUUUACCAUAAACAGUACGAAAGUGACAUUACAAUGAAAAUGUAAGUCACUCCUUAUCCUUUUAUUUCCUUGAGAGAAUGCAACUGAGGGGAGUAGUCAGAAGUACAAGCUGUCCUUUAGGGGCUAUAUGCAAAGCAGAUGGUCUAAAGGCAUGUGAAAUAGAAAACUAGGUUGUGUUUACAAGAAGCGUAGGAAUAUCUGCACUUGAUUGUACUUGAAUACUGAACAUUUAUUUAUACCUGUACAAUAAUGACUAUAUAAGUGAAUUUUGUGUAUUUUGUUAAAGGAAAAUAAAGACUAUGUAGCAUUAA